AUGCCAGAAUCCUCCAAGUCAAAAGACGCAGCCCAUCGGCCCAAGCCCAAGUCCAUCAAAUCCAAAGAACCAUUCUACUCUGUGUCACCAUUGUGGGAAGAUGUCACGCCACUGCCGCUGAUUGAUGGUCCACCGGGCCAGAAGGAUCCAGGCCCUGCUCUCGCUACCAUUGCGUAUUCACCCCGGUACGCUGAAGCCAUGUCUUAUCUCCGGGCGGUCAUGGCAACAAACGAGUUCAGCAGGAGGACUUUGGACUUGACAGAGGAUAUCAUUAGCAUGAAUCCAUCACACUACACGGUCUGGCUCUACCGAGCUAAGAUUCUCAAGAUGCUCUGGGAAGCGGAGGAUACCUCUACGGACGACGGGGUCAAGGCCGAGCUGGAAUGGCUGGAAGGCAUCAGUGAGCGGAAUUUGAAAAACUACCAGAUCUGGCACCAUCGGCAGCUAAUGGUUUCGCUGAUCACACAACUCCCUCCUGGCGAGACCGAGUUCCUCGCUCACAUCCUAUCCUUCGACAGCAAGAACUACCACGUCUGGACAUACAGACAGUGGCUGUGUCGUCAGUUCCCAGAUUCUUUACUUACGACAGACUUGGAGCUAGCCGCAAUCGACGCCAUGAUCAACGAGGACAUCAGAAACAACUCGGCCUGGAACCACCGCUACUUUGUCUGCUUUGGCGCGGAAGAGCUUCAAGCCAUCGAGAAGGGAGGUGGGAACAGAAAAGAAGUGCUCGCGCAGGGGAGACUGGUGGUCGACGAGGAGGUCGUCGAGCGCGAGAUCAACUACGCCAAAGACCGUAUCGCUUGGGCCCCUCAGAACCCCAGCCCCUGGAAUUAUCUCAAGGGUGUGUUGAAACGGGCGGGGAUUCCCAUCACUGAUAUGCAGGUGUUUUGUGAAGGCUUCGUCGGCGGUAAAAACGCAGAUCUUCUCGGUGAGGAUGUCAGGAGCAGCCAUGCUAUCGACUGGCUUGCGGAUAUGUACCGGCUCGAUGGUAACAAAGAUAGAAGCAAGCUGUGUCUGGAUGCGUUGGGCAAGAAAUGGGAUCCCAUUAGGAGGAAGUAUUGGGAGUAUCGUGUCGAGCAAUUGAACGCAGCAAAUCUUGCCGAAGGGCAUGCCGAGGCGUCAUGA
Messenger RNA from Exophiala aquamarina CBS 119918, 1128 nucleotides. RefSeq lists its product as uncharacterized. The transcript is spliced from 2 exons. The record is from RefSeq and is a predicted model, not a curated record. Gene Ontology annotation, biological process: protein geranylgeranylation; protein farnesylation. Lineage: Eukaryota; Fungi; Ascomycota; Eurotiomycetes; Chaetothyriales; Herpotrichiellaceae. Gene Ontology annotation, cellular component: CAAX-protein geranylgeranyltransferase complex; cytoplasm; protein farnesyltransferase complex. Gene Ontology annotation, molecular function: protein farnesyltransferase activity; CAAX-protein geranylgeranyltransferase activity. Bases 1 to 1128 code for a protein of 375 amino acids.